AUGGCAGAAGCAAUUUUGCUCCAGCAAGGGCAUACAAGUGAAAAAUUGAUGGAAGAAGCCUUGCAUAUCCAUAGAAUCAUUCCACAGAGAAGUAUUGAUGAGAUAUACUCAUCACUUGAAACUUUCUGUGAUGAUCCAAAGAGGGUAAAGAGAGUUGUGCUCAAGUUUUUGGGUCAUGUAAAGGAAGGCAGUCCCACUGCUGAUGAUGCCAUUGAAGAAUUAUCUAAGAGACCGAAGGAAAGAAACUAUGAUGAUGAGCAUAAUCAACCAUCUACAUCAGGGAUACCAUCAAAAAAGCCUUCUGAAAUUCCUGUUACGAGUGAUGCAAAUGGAGACAAUGGAACUAAGCCUCUGACAACUAGAGAUAUACCAGUGGAUGCUGAUGUGUCAGCACAUAGUGAUUCUCUUCCUGCUGAAAGUGACAAACGUGUCAUAGCAGAUGAAGCAUCAACUUCUUUUUCGGAUCCUACAGUUCCAGGCUGUGUUGGAAAUGGAAAUCAUAAGAACAUGUUUGACAGGAUCCUUCAAGCUGACUUAACACUGCCUGGACCAUCUACUGCAAACUAUGACGAUUUACUUGUCCCUCCUCCUCAACUUGAUGACAGCAAUGUUGUAUACACUGAUGUUAAUGAGGUGGAUGGUGAAAGUAAACAAGCAUAUUACAAUACUCUCAUGAAAAUUUUUCCUGAUGCUCAAAAGGAUUUUGUGAAAAGCAUGUGUGAUAAAUGUUCACAAGAUGCCAACUGGUUAAGUAAUGCUACAUCAAGUUUAUUGGUAAAUGGUUACCCAAAAGCUGCAGAUAACAGUGAACAGGAAGUGGAGCUAGUAGCAAACCAGGAGCUUUCUGGAAGAAUAGAUGAAAAUUAUUGUGACCUGCUUGCUAUAACUCCAGAUAACAGUGAACAGGAAGUGGAGCUAGCAGCAAACCAGGAACUCUCUGGAAGAACAGAAGAAAAUUAUUAUAAUCUGCUUGCUAUAUUUCCAAAUGCUGAUCCAACUUAUAUAAGAGAGACCUGUGAACGGAUUGCAGAUGACGAAGAUGCAAUGAAAAAAUUUGUUAAUGACACUUUAGAAAGUGGCAAGUACCCAACACUAGCAGAGUAUGAGGAACAAAUGAAAGUAGUGGAAAUUAGAGAGAAGUACUUAAAAAAUUUCAAAAUUGAAGAGUUUUUGGAAAUUUUUCCUGAUCCUUUUAAGUACUUUUUUGAAGAAAAAAAGAAUGACAAAAUUAAUUCUGAGUUAAGUUUAAAUUAUCUGAAAUCCCAUUAUAAGGAAAUAUGUACAGCAGUUUUGCAAGAAUGUUUGAUGAAAAAUGAAUACAGUCUCACUAAAUCGUGUGCAGAGUUAGAUAAGUGCCAAAAUUUUACAAAAUCACUGCAUGGUGAACAUGAAAUACAGUACAGUGAAAAUGAUGUGAAGGAUAUUUCAUUUAUGCAGGAGGUAGCUUUUAUUGAAAACAGACAAGAUAUAGAAACUUAUCUUAAUGAAAAGGAACUGAAGAGAGUCGAAUCACUUAGAAAGGCUAAGGAAAAUAAUGAAUUGCUGGAGUGUGGUUGUUGCUACGAUAAUGAAGUUUUAGCAGAGGACGUUGUCACCUGUGCUGAAGGUGAUAUAUUCUGCAAAACCUGCUUACAGAAAUAUGCUGAAAACCAAAUUGGAGAUGGAAAAACUGUCUUCACAUGUUUAAGUAAUUGCACAGCAGAAUUCAGUCUCAAGAUGUUGCAGCGUGUUCUCAAACCUUCAGUUUUUUCAAAAAUGUUACAAAGGAAGCAAAUGGAAGAGAUUAAAUCAGCAGCCAUUUGUGGCUUAGAAGUAUGCCCAUUCUGUGAUUUUGCUUCCAUUCCUCCAGAAGAAGAUAAAGUAUUUUGCUGUCUCAAUCCAGAAUGCAUGAAGGAAUCUUGCAGAAAAUGUAAAGAACUUAAUCAUAUACCUCUGCGAUGCGAAGAAGUUGAGAAACCAGAAGAAGUGAAGAUAAGAACUUACAUAGAAGAUAGAAUGACAGAGGCUUUGAUAAGAUCAUGUUGGAGAUGUGGAAAAAAAUUUAUCAAAAUUGAUGGUUGCAAUAAAAUGACAUGCACCUGUGGGGCUCUAAUGUGCUACAUUUGUCGCAAACCUGUAAAUGGUUAUGAUCAUUUUAAUGAAGAAGGUGGUACAAAUUAUCAUAAGUGUCCACUGUUCAGUAAAAAUGAUGACCUGCAUGUCAAAGCUGUUGAAGAAGCUGCAACAAAGGCUAGAAAUGAGACUCUAGCUAAGAAUCCCAAUAUUCAACUGAAACAUGAUCCAACACUCAUACUUCCAGAACGGACUCAAGAAGAUGUUCCUGGUCAACCUAAUGUUCAUUUUAUGUAG
Molecule: messenger RNA, 2349 nt
Organism: Schistocerca americana (American grasshopper)
Lineage: Eukaryota; Metazoa; Arthropoda; Insecta; Orthoptera; Acrididae
Exons: 8
Coding region: 1-2349 (782 amino acids)
Source: RefSeq, a predicted model, not a curated record